AUGCAGCUAUUGAAAUCACUGCUUUGCUUCAAGGCGCAGCCGCCUGCAGAUGCGUCGGGAACCACAGAGCCUCAAUAUAACGAGAGGGUUAGUAUCCUCGAUUUCCUCCGAGUUGGCCGAAACAGACCCAUAUUUAACUUGCGAAUUUGGGACCCCCCGCAGCCCGUACCUAGAUCCCUUCGAGCCAGCGUAUUCACAAAACGCUCUCCACCGUCACAAAUAGACCCUAUUGAAACAAUUCCUGAACAGCUUGUACCACCUGCACCUACACCUUCGAGAGUGUCAGAAAAGGACCACAACGUCGAUCGAAAUGAGACUUAUGUUCUUGCACAUCCAUUUGUUGGGACAAGUGAAGAAGAGCUAUUAGUGUUUAAUCUUGGAGAUUGCCAUCUUCUCGAUGUAAAUCAUCCAGAUUAUCUCACAAUAUCGCUCUUGGAUAAUCGAAAUCUUGCAGAACUUGAAAUCAGUAUAAGUCGAUAUAGCCGAAAGGUCACAUUCAAUCAGCAAAAUCCAAACGAAACAUGGAAGAGAGAACAUUCUUUCCAAUUAGAAGACCUGUUUGUAGACGGACAAGUCAAUGAGAUUCAGAUAUGGACUGAGCGGAGGUUAACAAGUGAUCAUUACGUCUGGUACGAGUAUAUCGUACGAACACCACGACAAGUUGUGGCAACAGAGAUAAUGUGCUUUUCGAGAAGUCCCAAAGUUCGGUUCUUACAGAUAUUCGAAAAGUCAGAUCCUCCGAUGUUGAGGCAAUCUCAUAUUGAGGUUUCACAUUAUAACCAUCUCGAGGAAUGA
Messenger RNA from Orbilia oligospora ATCC 24927, 795 nucleotides. RefSeq lists its product as uncharacterized. The transcript has a single exon. The coding region runs from base 1 to 795 and encodes 264 amino acids. The record is from RefSeq and is a predicted model, not a curated record. NCBI's taxonomy places the organism in Eukaryota, Fungi, Ascomycota, Orbiliomycetes, Orbiliales, Orbiliaceae.